Protopolystoma xenopodis is the source of this 474-nucleotide messenger RNA. Lineage: Eukaryota; Metazoa; Platyhelminthes; Monogenea; Polystomatidea; Polystomatidae. The record is from the annotation of a GenBank genome assembly.
AUGGAGGCUGAGCUUCAGCGCCGCAGGGCUGAGGUCACUCUUCGCAAAGAACAACGUCGACUCAAUUAUAUUGAUUCUGUUCAUAACCCGACGCCCUCAUCUUCAGGUUCUUCGUCAAAUAUCCCUACAAUUAUCGCGUCUACAUCAUCUAAUUUAUUUGAUCGGCGUCGAGUUUUAACUACGAAGCCAUCAACAUCUACUGCCUUCCCUCCACCCGCUACUUUUACUUCCAUUUCUUCUGUCAACACUACGUGCAUUGGGCCUGUGCAGCCUUCGAUCACUCUUUCAACUGAAAAAAAUGCAGCUCCAGGACUUUUGGUGUCUCGCCAACCCUCAUUAUCGGCGCCGGUUCCUCCGAAGUCCCUUCCGAAGAACUCAACUUCUGGAACAUCGUCCAUUCCAAUCGUCUCAAUUUCUAAAUCACGAGGUGUGUGGCACUUAAAAACUACGAUGUGUUCAUCCAAAAUAUUUUAA